Anneissia japonica is the source of this 1368-nucleotide messenger RNA. Its product is annotated as cytochrome c oxidase assembly protein COX18, mitochondrial-like. Bases 94 to 1284 code for a protein of 396 amino acids. Lineage: Eukaryota; Metazoa; Echinodermata; Crinoidea; Comatulida; Comatulidae. Gene Ontology annotation, molecular function: membrane insertase activity. The record is from RefSeq and is a predicted model, not a curated record. Gene Ontology annotation, cellular component: mitochondrial inner membrane. Gene Ontology annotation, biological process: protein insertion into mitochondrial inner membrane from matrix; mitochondrial respiratory chain complex IV assembly. The transcript has 5 exons.
CGCGGCUAUACUUUUUAUUCAUCUAAAGUUCUGAUAAUAGGAAAUAUUUGUCUGCCGCCCUCUAUUGUAUUUCUCUUCCUCUAAUAUUCUAAGAUGUCUGCGCCCAUGGUGAAUUUCAGUCUUAGAUACGAAAGUCACAAGAUGAUGGUAUUGGUAGUGAGAGUGUCAUGCAAGCACCUUCUAAGUCUUCGCUGCCUCCACUCAAGCACUUCUAUGAGUAAAUUUUAUUUGUAUGAUGAAGACAUAUAUCGCAGAAAACUUAUCAAAAGAAAGCCCUCUAAUCAAAUACAUAGGAGUAUAAUUUACCAAAGUGUUAGUCCAAUGUGCUACAAUAACAUCAUGAAAUGUUCAAGAAUGUCUUCAGGAGGGCCAAGUAUAUAUGCUAGAAAUUAUUCAUCUGAUGCACCAAGAACUGUCUACGAAAAUAUUUUAAACUCAGAGCCCGUUCAUCUUGCGCAGAGUGUCUUAGAAUACGGACACUCAAUUACAGGACUGCCAUGGUGGGCAAGUAUUGUUAUGACAACUCUCGCGCUUCGUCUUGUCAUGACGUUUCCUCUUUCGGUUUAUUCGCAACACAUUCGAGCAAAAAUUGAAAACUUGCAACCAGAAAUUAUGCAGAGUGCACGGAGAAUUUUCCAGCAGCGGUUUGCUGCUCAGGCAAAACAACAAAAGUGGAAUGAAAAAAGAAUGAAGGGUGUGAUAACUAAAUUGAUGCAGAGGUCAGCAAAGGAGUUAUAUAUCCGCGAUAACUGUCACCCAGCCAAGGGAAGCCUAAUGCUGUUGGUUCAAAUACCGCUUUGGAUAUGCGUCUCAUUAUCCCUGAGGAACAUGACAGGUGCUAUUGCAUCCAACUUCUUUAUAGAUCCAGCAUACCUUGUACCUGCGUUAUCAGAUGGUGGCACUUUAUGGUUUAGCAAUCUCGUUCUACCGGAUCCAUUCUGUGUUUUACCUGUGGCAGUUGGCAUUCUAAAUUUGAUGAAUGUUGAGAUACACACACUAACUGGUCGAAAAGCAACACGUUUCCAAGGAUACAUCACAAAUCUAUUUCGCGGGCUCUCUAUUUUGAUGAUACCUAUUGCAGCUUAUUUGCCAUCGGCUAUAUCCCUCUACUGGAUGACAUCUGCCAGCUAUAGUCUCGGUCAGAAUCUUUUCCUUAAGCUGCCAUCUGUUCGUCGUGUCGUGCGCAUCCCUUCGUCUGGCUCCGAUAGUGACACGCCAAUCCAAGACAUGAAAAGACAUCUUAAGCAAAAGUACUUUAAAAAAAAAACAACAGCAAGAACAUAAACAGCAACCAGAAUAAAAUUUAUAAUACAUUAAUGGUAACAUUAUUUAAAAUAAUUUUAUAAUAAAAUGAAAUAAUUAAACUUU